AAGUUUUAUUUUUUUAGGUAUAUAUUGUAACAAAAUAUCUUGUAAAAUUAUUUACCCGUAAAACAAUAUGUCUGAAGAAAUAAGUACUGAUUCAUCUGACACUAGUUCGAUUGAAGAUAGUCAAUUAAAGAAAAUUCAAAUUGAGAUUAACUUUAGUAAAGCUUUCACCAAUCAGCUAGCGGAACAGGUUGCGGGCAGAAUAUACAACAAACUGUGUUUAAAUAACGAAGUUCUAAAAGGUUUCUUAGCACGUGAUGCAUGUGGAUCCACGGACAACAUCGAAACUUUACCGUGCAAUGAGAGCGAUGAUACCACUUCAGAAUGCGUAAAAUUUGUACCAGAGGAAAUUAAAAACUCAAGUGACAGCGAUAUAAUACAAGCACAGUUGGUUGAUGCAUACAUUUCCGAUGAUCAUGUGGCAUGUGUUACUUCUGAUAAUUCCAAUGAAGAUUUAAUCCAUAGUGCAAAAGAUCGUCAUCCAUCUGCUAACGGGCGUAAGGCAAAAAAGCGUAAAGCGAUAAAAACUCGCAACGUGGCAAAAAAGCGUAAGUUGAAGAAAGAGUACGAUGAGGAUUAAAUACUGAAGAACUGCAACUUCUUUGAUAUUAGCCGCAUUAGUUUGCUCUUUGAAAAACUGGAACGAUGUUUUUAUAUACUAAUAUAAAAUAAGGAAAAAGACUUUAAAAAGGGAGGCACCAUAAGAAAAAAAAAAAUAAUAAAAAUUGCACCAAGCUUAUCUAUAAGGAGAGGUGUUGAAAUAUUGCGAGCAGAAAUCAAAAACAGACAAAACU
Messenger RNA from Teleopsis dalmanni, 791 nucleotides. RefSeq lists its product as uncharacterized. The transcript has 2 exons. The coding region runs from base 68 to 577 and encodes 169 amino acids. The record is from RefSeq and is a predicted model, not a curated record. Lineage: Eukaryota; Metazoa; Arthropoda; Insecta; Diptera; Diopsidae.